AUGCAUGUUGAAGCACCGACGAAUGUCGACCUUGAGUCGGUCGCCAACCAACAGGACGAGAAGAUCACUUUUCAGUACAUAUGGGAGAACAAGAGAGUUCUGGGAUGGUGCCUCCUGAUCUUCCUCUUGCCGGUGAACUUUGGCUACGAGGCCAGCACUGUUGGUAACCUGCUUGCUGUAACGCCCUUCCUUGAGGAAUUUGGCCAGCAGGUCGACGGCGAAUGGGUCGUCAGUGCCAGAGAUCAACAAAUCCUCAACGCAGCAACGACAAUCGGUCUCUUCGUCUCGGCGUUCGCGACCGGCUUCGUUUCGGACAGACUUGGGCGCAAGAAGACUAUCAUCGGUGCCUGUAUUCUUUGCGUUGCCGGCGUCAUCGCGCAGUACUUCGCCAAGUCCAUUAUGCAGAUAUUCGGCGGAAAAAUCGUGGCCUGCUUCGGCUUCGGAUUGGGGCAUUCUCUCGACCCCGUUUUUGUUGCAGAGCUCGCGCCUGUCAGGAUGCGUGGGACCUGCUUGGCGUUAGUGAACACUAUGAUUGUGAUCGGCCAAUGGCUCAACUCUCUGGCUGUCUUUGCGAGCGACAAGACGCACACUGACCAACUCGCAUGGCGCAUCCCUAUCAUCACACAGAUCAUCCCCCCGGGCCUGCUCCUGCUGGGUCUGCCUUUUCUGCCCGAAUCACCCUCUUGGCUGAUUAUGCAUGGAAGGCCCGACGAAGCGGCCAAGUCUUUCCAUCGAUUCAACGGACCCAACUUUGAUGUCGAUGAAGCCAUGACCAUCAUGACGGUGGCGGUAGCCAAGGAACAGGAAUCCUCGAAGGAGGGUGGAUCUUGGCUUCAGUGUUUCAAGGGCCCUGAUGGUCGUCGGACACUGAUCAUUUGUUUUGUGUUCAUCUCACAACAAUUCAUUGGAGUGAACUUUGUGUCUGGCUACUUGACUUACUACUUCCGUCUCGCGGGCGUCCAGAACCCGAUCGGCAUCGCUCAGGCAGCGUUUGCUGUGCAGCUCUUCGGCAACAUGUGCUCCUGGCCUCUCAUUGACCGCGUCGGUCGCCGCCCAAUGAUUGUCGGUGGCUGUUUUGUCAUGACGGCCACUUUGUUGUUGAUCGGAGGCAUCGGCACGUUGGAGAACAACCAGAAGGCGUUGAUGGCCACCUACCAAAUGACACUCGAUGCGACGAGCUACUCGGUUGGAGGAGAAACGCCAAGCAACCAACUUCGCCAAAAGACGUACAGCAUCAACAUCAUGUCCGCGACAGCUGUCUCGUGUAUGACGCUGCAGGUGAUGCCAUACCUAAUCAAUCCUGACCAGGCUAAUUUGGGGGCGAAAAUCUGCUUCGUAUUUUUCGGUCUGUCGGUGCCCAUGUGCGUAUACUUGUACUUCUGCUUGCCAGAGAUGAAGGGUCGCAACUAUCUCGAGCUGCAGGAGAUGUUCCAGAAGGGUGUGCCAGCACGGAAGUUCAAGACGUAUAAGUGUGAUUGCAUGCUUGAUGCAUCGCAGACCAAGGUGGUUGACCGCGAGGAGUAG
Molecule: messenger RNA, 1524 nt
Organism: Colletotrichum aenigma
Lineage: Eukaryota; Fungi; Ascomycota; Sordariomycetes; Glomerellales; Glomerellaceae
Product: General alpha-glucoside permease
Exons: 7
Coding region: 1-1524 (507 amino acids)
Biological process (GO): transmembrane transport; carbohydrate transport
Cellular component (GO): membrane
Molecular function (GO): carbohydrate:proton symporter activity
Source: RefSeq, a predicted model, not a curated record